AUGUACGGAAGACUGUGGAUGUUGGACCUCGAGCUCAUACUGACUCAUAGGACAGCUUAUUCCCGCGUUUUGCACUCCUCCCCUUUGACCAGCUACGCUCCGCGGUCCAGAUUUGCCCGAGACUUUCCUCCUAAGUUGUCGGCCCUCGCAAUCGCUCUACCUCAGAGAAGCUACGCUACAGAAACCACAUCGACUGGGACUGACAGUGGACCUCCUCCGGGAUUCAACAUUGAUGAGGCUAAGAAACCAUUGCCAAAGGAGGGGGACAAGAAAUCAUCGUCAUCGACGGCAACCACCCCCUCCGUCUCAGAAUUAAAGAAGUCGGACGAGCAAUUACACGUCCCCAAGUCCGUCGCGACGGCCACUGCAAAGACCAGAGCGAUUGAAAAUGCCAGUAUGGGCGAGCUGGCAGCCGAAAAGGCCGCUUCCGCCCAGUCCGACAAGCAGCAUUCAGCUGAGGUGGCGGCCAAGAAGGAAGAGUCGAAGAAACUCACGCUUGGGCAGAAGAUCAAAAAGGAAAUUCAACAUUAUUGGGACGGCACCAAAUUGCUGGCUGCCGAGGUCAAAAUCUCGUCCAAGCUCGCUUUAAAAAUGGCUGCUGGGUAUGAGCUCAGCAGGCGGGAGAACAGACAGCUCCAAAGGACCGUCCAGGACUUGGGCCGUCUGGUCCCUUUCUCGGUUUUCGUCAUCGUCCCUUUCGCUGAACUCCUACUGCCGGUGGCGCUGAAGCUUUUCCCCAACCUACUUCCUUCGACAUACGAAGGCCAAAAGUCCCGCGAAACCAAGGCGGCUCAUCUGAGGGAAACCCGCAAGCAGGUCUCUUCCUUCCUCCGAAACACCCUGCGCGAGACCGGUUUGCCUGUCUCCGCCGUCAACGCAAAGAAAGAAGAGUUUACAGAAUUCUUCCGAAAAGUCCGUGCUACAGGAGAAUCGCCGUCGAAAGAAGACGUUAUCAAAGUGUGCAAGAUCUUCAAAGAUGAUUUGACCCUGGACAACCUCUCGAGACCACAGCUUGUGGGGAUGUGCAAGUAUAUGAACCUCAACACCUUUGGCACUGAUGCCAUGCUCCGGUAUCAGAUCCGUCACCGCAUGCGCCAGAUCAAGCGUGACGACAAGGCCAUCUCCUUUGAAGGCGUCGACUCACUAUCAGUGCCCGAACUGCAGAUGGCGUGUGCGUCCCGUGGCCUGCGUACCCACGGCAUGUCACCGGGCAAGCUCCGAGAAGACUUGCAAAUGUGGCUCGACCUGCGCCUGAAAUAUAACAUUCCCUCGACACUGUUGGUGCUCAGCAAUGCGUACAUGUACACUUCCGGCAAGGACAGCGAGAUCGACUCACAAAUCGACGCUCUGCAAGCCGUGCUGAGCAGCAUUCCCGAAGAGCUGUUCCACGAGAUCGAACUGGAGGUCCACAACGCCGAAGGUGCCGCUACGAAUAAACAGCGUCUUGAGGUCCUGAAGGAACAGCAAGAGCUCAUUGAAGAAGAGAAUGAGCAAGCCGAGUCGAGCAAGCAGACCACCGACAAGGGCGAAAAGAGCGCUGCCUCGACACCCAAGGAUGAUAAGGAUAUCGAUGAAAAGCCGAAGCCAAAGCCAGCUGAUUCUCAAAAGGAGACAAAGAAAGCAGACGCAAAGAGCGAGGCCCAGGAAGCCGAGGACGAUGUGACCGAGCAAGGCAAGCAAGAGCAGGAGCAAAAGACUUCGGAGGCCAAGAAGCAGUAG
Cladophialophora yegresii CBS 114405 is the source of this 1719-nucleotide messenger RNA. RefSeq lists its product as uncharacterized. Gene Ontology annotation, biological process: intracellular monoatomic cation homeostasis. The record is from RefSeq and is a predicted model, not a curated record. The transcript is spliced from 2 exons. Gene Ontology annotation, molecular function: ribosome binding. The coding region runs from base 1 to 1719 and encodes 572 amino acids. NCBI's taxonomy places the organism in Eukaryota, Fungi, Ascomycota, Eurotiomycetes, Chaetothyriales, Herpotrichiellaceae. Gene Ontology annotation, cellular component: mitochondrial inner membrane.